AUGGACUUUGACCCAAUGCAGAUGGAUACGGAGGCCUCUGGGCCCUCCGUCAAGAUCACCGAGGCUGGCGCCAAUCAUGUUGACUUCGAACUUGAAAACGUCGAUCUCGCCUUCGCCAACUCCCUGCGCCGAGUCAUCAUGGCUGAGGUCCCCACGAUGGCAAUCGAUACGGUGGAGAUAGAGGCGAACACAUCCGUACUGGCUGACGAGUUUCUGGCGCAUCGACUUGGUCUGGUUCCGCUAGUCUCGAAAAACAUUGAGGAUGUCAACUACACCCGAGACUGCGAAUGCGAGUCCUAUUGCGAGCUAUGCAGUGUCGUCCUUUCCCUCCAGGCACGAUGUACUAGCGAAGAAAUCAUGAAGGUCUAUGCGCGCGACUUGGUGGUUGAUCCAAAUCGAGCAAACCAAUAUGUGGGAAAUCCAGUUAUUACGGAUGAAGAUGGACUUGGCACGGUGAUUUGCAAGUUGCGCCAGGGCCAGGAGUUGCGUAUGAGAUGCAUUGCGAAGAAGGGCAUUGCGAAGGAACAUGCGAAAUGGGCCCCGGUUUCUGCUGUGGCAUUCGAGUACGACCCGAACAACAAGCUGAGACAUACCGACCUCUGGUACGAGGCGGAUCCGGCUGUUGAAUGGCCAAAGAGCAAGUAUGCCGACUGGGAGGAGCCUCAACAAGAAGGGGAGCCAUUCGACUACGAUGCCGUCCCCACCAAAUUCUACUUUGAGGUCGAGAGUGUAGGCAACUUGGAACCAGAUGCUAUCAUCCAGCAAGGCAUAAAAGUUAUGCAACAAAAGUUGGCGUCGGUCAUUCAAGAUCUUACCGAAGGCGACGAGGAUGCCAAUGGUGCUAAUGGACACGGAUAUGAAGAUGGACCGAGAAGCCCUGAUAUCAACAUGAACGGUGGACACAGCUGGCAAGAUCCUGGCUAUGCUACGCCUUACGGAAACGGAGCUGCUACCCCUUACGGAGCGACUCCUUACGGCCAGAAUGGGGGACAUGGAUGGAACUAA
Messenger RNA from Drepanopeziza brunnea f. sp. 'multigermtubi' MB_m1, 1005 nucleotides. RefSeq lists its product as uncharacterized. Gene Ontology annotation, molecular function: DNA binding; protein dimerization activity. Gene Ontology annotation, cellular component: RNA polymerase II, core complex. NCBI's taxonomy places the organism in Eukaryota, Fungi, Ascomycota, Leotiomycetes, Helotiales, Drepanopezizaceae. The record is from RefSeq and is a predicted model, not a curated record. Gene Ontology annotation, biological process: DNA-templated transcription.